Molecule: messenger RNA, 1412 nt
Organism: Mya arenaria
Lineage: Eukaryota; Metazoa; Mollusca; Bivalvia; Myida; Myidae
Exons: 5
Coding region: 97-993 (298 amino acids)
Biological process (GO): tumor necrosis factor-mediated signaling pathway; extrinsic apoptotic signaling pathway via death domain receptors; immune response
Cellular component (GO): cell surface; membrane
Molecular function (GO): tumor necrosis factor receptor binding; cytokine activity; CD40 receptor binding
Source: RefSeq, a predicted model, not a curated record
CACCUAUCCUGCAAUACAUCAGCACUUAAUUUAGUUACAUCGUAGCUUGUACAGAACAAGCGGUGGACAAGCCACCUGAACUGUACUCGGGACAGGAUGCCUGGCGACCCAAAGCCCACAGGAAAUGUGGGGUGGUUCGGAAUAUGCGAUCGCAUUAAUUCAAAACAAGUAGCUGUUAUUUGUAUAAUAACAACAGUCAUCCAAACGGUUGCGUUCCUAGUUCUGAUAAUAGCAUUGGCUGCUGUCAGUACAUCUUUAACAAAACCUCAAGAAACCUUAACAUGCAUUCCUUGCGACGAAAUGAAGUCCAACGCUAACACAAACCUAGGCCCAGAAGCUGCUGGUCGUCUUGCUAUCAAACAAAGAUACGAUGGAAUGUGUUGUGGACCAGUUGAAUGCAUUACUCAGAUAUUGUUUCAAAUGGAAAUGGCAGCUCAGUAUCACUACGGCAGUUCUGGUCAAAGUCUCAUUGACAUAGCAGAAGAAUAUGCUGCCUGUGAAAGAGUUACAAACGACAUGCAGCCCAUUGCUAAAGCAGUUGGAAUUGUGGAGUUCAAACCUAGCGACAUUGUAGAUGGUCAUCAGAAGGUCCUGUGGAGUAAAAACCGUGGAACCUUUUACGCAAAAAACUUCAACCAUUUGGAACUCGAAGGCGAAAUAUUUAUCCGGCAGCCUGGCUACUACAUCGUUUCUUCUCAGCUGAAUCUUCGGCAACGAAAUGAGACGUGCCCACUGAAAUAUAAAACCAGACCAACACUUUUCAUUCAUCAUGUUGAUCUCCUUUCCAACACAUACGGAACGACUGGUGUCCUAAUACAAACCAUGAAAUCAAUUGAAAGAAAUUGUGGUUAUUUUACAAGUUUCCUGUCAGCGGUUUUCAAGCUGAAUAAAUAUGACAGGCUCUCUGUGUCUGUAUCCAAUCCUGAAUUGUUAGACAUUGAAAAUAACAACGAUCAUUUCCUGGUUUAUUACACGUAUGAUCUGCCAUACUGAAAUAAGAUUCAAUUACGUUUGAUUUCAACAUUGACAUUGAUUAGCAGUGUCUAUUUUUUUAUUUAAACUGCAACCUAACGCUCCCAUAAUAAUAACAUUAAUACUUAUACUAGCAAUAGUAAUAAAGCAAGUAUGUACCACUAGUGAACAAAAUAAAACUGAAUCAUUUUGUGUUUGGCUAAAGUAAUACACUAGUAUGUCAUCAUGUGUAUUUUAUAGCUUGAAAAGGUAUUGAAUGAAGUUAUAUCAUGAAUAUACAGUAUACAAUUCAGGACAUUUUUGACAAAUAUAUUGUGUUUUUGAAGUUAAUUGGGAUGUACGACAGUCAAUUGAUUUGCAUUUCGUCAAUAUAUAUACAUAUAUAUAUAAACAUAUCCCAUUGCCGCAUUUUAAGUAAGAAUUGUAUCUGUCCAACAUAU